Messenger RNA from Eucalyptus grandis, 1005 nucleotides. RefSeq lists its product as uncharacterized. The transcript has 2 exons. Bases 1 to 1005 code for a protein of 334 amino acids. The record is from RefSeq and is a predicted model, not a curated record. Lineage: Eukaryota; Viridiplantae; Streptophyta; Magnoliopsida; Myrtales; Myrtaceae.
AUGAACACAGAAGAACAAAAUGUCCGUUUUAAUGCCUUGGAUAAUAGAAUCACCGACUUGGCAACCCAAUUUGCCCAAUUUGUGAAUGAGAUUCGAGCUAGUCUAGUGGCUGCAACCCCCAAUAGAGACGUGCUCGUGCCUACUCCUGAAGCUAGCAAUGCCAACGUUAGGGAGAACGUUGCUGAAGAGAUUCCCCAUCAAACACCCGUAGUGGUAGAACUUGACCCCAUCUCGGAGGCCAUCUCAGCUCGAAUGGAGGAGGAGAACAAAAAAAGAUUUGCUAAGCUUGAGGAGAAGCUUAAAGCCAUACAGGGAUAUGAAAGUAACAUGAUCGAGGAUCUGUCUCGAUACGCCAAAAUGGACUUUCUUGAGAAGUUUGAAGUUCCCGAUUUCGCUAAGUAUGAUGGUACCGGCGAUCCAAAAGAGAGUCUAUAUGGCCCGGCCUUGCAAUGGUACAUUCUGCUGGAACCAGAAAAGAUGGAAAAAUGGGAGGAAUUGGCGGAGGCAUUUGUGCCGCAAUAUAAAUACAAUACCAAGAUUGCAUCGACGUGCAAAGUGUUAACGUGCAUGGAGAAAAUGAGAAAUGAGUCAUUCGGGUCAUUCGCACAAAGGUGGUGCACCUUGGCUGCUCAGGUUCGACCACCACUAGACGAUGUUGAAAUGGUGAAGCUGUUCCUUAACACCCUUCCUCCAGACUUUUACAACAAAAUGAUUGGCUUUGACUGUGGAAACUUUACUCGUUUGGUUGCCAUCGGAGAGAGAAUUGAAGAAGCCAUGCAUGAAGGUCGGAUAACCGAAGGCACAAACAGGAAAUUUACUAAUAAGGAGAAAGAAGUAGAAGUAGCUUACGUGCAAGCCCUAGCCGAAUCAAAACCAUUUUCGAAUCCUCAAAAUCCUUCUACAUUAAGAGGGAGGUACCAUAAUUAUGAGCCUAGGAAGUGGACGCCAAGGCAAUUCACACCUUUGCCUAGGCCCUUGUCCAAACUGUUGCCCAAGUUACUGUAG